This is a messenger RNA of Macadamia integrifolia, 642 nucleotides long. RefSeq lists its product as uncharacterized. NCBI's taxonomy places the organism in Eukaryota, Viridiplantae, Streptophyta, Magnoliopsida, Proteales, Proteaceae. The transcript has 4 exons. The coding region runs from base 24 to 503 and encodes 159 amino acids. The record is from RefSeq and is a predicted model, not a curated record.
AGAAAAAUAAGUCCAAACAAAAAAUGCGUCAUAGAAUGGGUAGAACUUCAUAUGCCGUCAUACGUGAGAAAUUGCGUAACGAGGACCCAGAGAAAAAACUUCCAAAUCGUAUCAAAAUGUUUGACUUCACCCAUAAAAGGCCUGGAUGUUCCAUGGAUGACGAGUCUGCGGAAAAGUUGGAAAAAAUGCAGCGUGAAUUAAGUUUGCAACCUAAAGAAAUGCAACAGGACAACGAUGUUAUUGAUGAAACCUUCACCAAAGUAAUGGGACGUGAUAGACGUGGAUAUGUACGCAUGUUUGGGCCUGGAGUAACCCCAAAACAAGUGUUUGGCUUAGAAGGACUACGCGCUCAGAGGCAAGGACAACAUAUCUCAGAAUUAAGGUUAGAGAAUAGCCAAUUGAAAGAACAGAUUUCUCAACAAGGUGUAGAGAUGAAUGAGAUGAAGUCUCAAAUAGCUAUGCUUAUGCAAUUCAUGACAUCAUUCCAAUCUUCUCAAGGAUAGGAUAUUGUUAAAUCUAAUGUGGCAAGGCAAGGCUAUGAAAGAAAGUGGAGCUAUCCAUUGGAGGAGUAUGCAAGACAAACCCAAUCGAUGAAAAAUGCAAAGUCUGAAGUUUGAUGUAUUGAUUGUAGGAAUUUUUUUA